Messenger RNA from Colletotrichum truncatum, 282 nucleotides. RefSeq lists its product as uncharacterized. The record is from RefSeq and is a predicted model, not a curated record. Lineage: Eukaryota; Fungi; Ascomycota; Sordariomycetes; Glomerellales; Glomerellaceae.
AUGUCCGCGCCCGAGAUUAAAGACGAUCGGCCCGAUGCCGAACUCGGCAGUCAUCUAGCUGAACCCGGGCCGGGCCCCGUUCGAAAGGAGACGGCUGGAGACGGCACUCGACUGGUGCGGCCAACGUCGCAAGAUGAACCAGAUGAUAGGUUACGCGAGGACGGCGAUGGCAUUCGCUACGAGACGCCCGAGAGGCGCAGGAGAAGACUCCGGAAUCUGGAGGAGGAGGAGCAGCGGCAGCAGAGCGGCGGUGCUAUGGGAGUCGUGAGUGCUUUUGAGUGA